Chanos chanos (milkfish) is the source of this 2019-nucleotide messenger RNA. RefSeq names its product cytochrome c oxidase assembly factor heme A:farnesyltransferase COX10 (gene cox10). The transcript has 7 exons. Bases 37 to 1362 code for a protein of 441 amino acids. Gene Ontology annotation, cellular component: mitochondrion; mitochondrial membrane. Lineage: Eukaryota; Metazoa; Chordata; Actinopteri; Gonorynchiformes; Chanidae. The record is from RefSeq and is a predicted model, not a curated record. Gene Ontology annotation, molecular function: protoheme IX farnesyltransferase activity. Gene Ontology annotation, biological process: heme A biosynthetic process.
AGGACGUUACAGGAGCCGGUUAUACUCUUGAAGAUCAUGUUUAAAACACCAUGUAACAGGCUGACAGGUCUGAUUGGGGUGAGUUUGAGUCAGAAGCUCACAGCGAACUUAUCCAAAGGUCACCCGAGUUCACGUAGCCUCAUUCAGCUCUGCCGCAGCAACCCAGCAGAAUGGAUUACGUUCCAACACCUGUGCUUCCUUAGACGGCAGUAUGUGAUGAAACAUGGUGGUGAGCUUCUGCAGAGGGCGAGACCGAAGCAGGAGCGUGUCACCUCCAUGCUUGAGGAUCGAGAUGACUCUGAGGUCCAGCAGGUCCACCAGAUCCCAGCCAUCAAACCUGUGCCCAGUGCCCUGAUCCCAGCAGGCGGGGCAGCAGACCUUCAGAACGAGCCUGAGGCUGCCAGGGAGGCCCGCAUGGAGGCGCGGCAGUGGAAGGAGCUCCGCGUGGAUUAUGGAGAUCUGCCUGGGAUCUAUGCCCGUCUCUCCAAAAUCAAACUCACAGCACUGGUGGUUACCACAGCAGCGGCUGGAUACGCAAUGGCUCCAGUGCCCUUUGACCCUGUGUGCUUCUUGUUGGCCUCUAUUGGAACAGGUCUUGCCUCAUGUACAGCAAACUCCAUCAACCAGUACUUCGAGGUGCCCUUUGACUCAAACAUGAAUCGUACAAAAAACCGUCCACUGGUUCGAGGACAGAUAAGCCCUCUCCACGCGGUGUCGUUUGCACUGGCCUGCGGGAUUCCUGGGGUCACUCUGUUGACCUUUGCAGUAAACCCUUUGACAGGUUUCCUGGGGGCCCUGAACAUCUUCCUGUACACCUGCUGCUACACACCCCUUAAACGUCUCAGCAUCACCAACACCUGGGUGGGCGCAGUGGUGGGGGCAAUUCCCCCCAUCAUGGGCUGGACCGCAGCCACGGGUACACUCGACCCCGGUGCUCUCUUGCUGGGGGGGUUCCUGUACUCCUGGCAGUUCCCACAUUUCAACGCUCUGAGCUGGAACCUGCGGGAAGACUACUCACGGGGCGGUUAUAGAAUGAUGUCGGUCACACACCCUGCACUGUGUAAACGGGUUGCUCUGCGGCACAGUCUGGCUCUGAUCGCUCUGCCCGGCCUGGGCCCAGCGCUGGACGUCACCACCUGGACUUUCCCCCUCAUUUCCCUCCCCAUCAACCUGUACAUCAGCUACCUGGCCCUCUGCUUCUAUCGCCACGGUAACCGCCAGAAUGCCCGAAAGCUCUUCUUCUGCAGCCUGUGGCACCUGCCCAUGUUACUGCUCCUGGCUUUGACCUGUAAAAAGUCCAGGACCAGUCAGGAGAACAGCACUGUGCCCCCAGCAGCCGCACCCUUGAGCCUCCAGAGCUAGCCAGGAUACACACACACACGCGCACACACACACAAGGCAGUAUGUAGACUCACUUGCAUCAAACAUUAUCUGUUUCAUAAGGAAUGGAAUGCACACACAUCUCCAGUCACUUACAGUGGCUCUGGGUUCUGCUAGGAGCAGAUGAAAAGAGAAAAGUACAAGACUGAACUGGAGGAUGAGAAUCUGUAAAGAGGGCGAGAAACCCUCCUCAGGUGUCUUCUAAACAAAUCAAUACAGGUCCUGUGUACAUAUUAUAUAUUUAUUUAUACAGCCCCUCCUCCCAGCCUGGGGUCCCAUGUUGAAGUUGGGUUGUGCUAAGGGACAGAAGACUUUACUUUUAUUCAGUAAGCAUUGGUCUGAGUGUGUAGAGGUCCAGUCCAUCACACCCUACAAACAAGAGCGGAGUCUCUUCAGUGUAAAUAGACCAUUCAGGUAAUUCAGCUUUGUUGAUAAUGUCAAUUCCAGUUGUAGAUCUGUGAACCACUCAUACUAAAUAUGUUGUAUUGAUUUGAAUUAUACACAGCUGUGUAAUGCCGCAGCACACUUCUCUGUCCUGACAGGAACAGACAUGACGUACCAAAUCUGCCAAACCAGCCACCAGGGAGAAACUUAACCACAAGCCCUCUCUCCUGUCACACUGUAUAAUCUGACCUCACU